AUGGCGGGAAUUGCUGCUGCAGAACCAGCGGACGCAUCGAUUCACCAUGACCCCAACAUCACGGCCACCAGCGCCUUUCACAGUUCCUACGACCAUCCGUCGAUAGCACAGGAUACUCUCCGGUCCACAUUGAAGACUCGCCAUUCCGCAGACUCUCCUCCCCAGGCACGGCAUUCACGACACAAUCAUGUCAACGGUACUUCGCUGUCCCGAACAUCGUCCGCUGCUGGCUCUGGACGGAACAAUGUGACCGAGUCCACCUACCUCACUCCCCAUGCCGGGCGCAAGGACAGCAGUCUCAGCCGCACCCACAGUGAAGCUGACAGUCUGCUGGACCUUUACAGCCGUGAUUCUGGCAACCGUAGCGUCUCAAGCGUUCUCGAUGCGUCUGAGAGGAAGGAAAACAAGCCUUUCUAUCAAAUAGAAGCUGAAGACCCAGAGCAUGCCCAAUGGAUACACCGUGACAAACUUGCGAAGAUUGAAAGCGAGGAGUUGCAGCAGCUCGGUAUCCGUCUACCUGCGCCAUUUACAGGCAGCAAGAGAGGGAGAGGCCGUAGCCAUGAAGCUCCCAAUGGGAUCAACGGGGUUAUUACGACAGAGCAAGGCGAGCAAUGGCCUGCUCUUGCCAAGGACGAGGCAGAGAAACGGCAUAGACGUGGCGGCUCGUCCGAUGUCCGAGUUGAUGGGAUCGUUCCACUGGAAACCGACGAUAAUGAGAUAAUCAACUUCGACCCCCGGCUUCCAGAGGAGAUAGCGGCGGACCAGGAGGAAAGUGACAGUGUAUACCGACAGCCUGGCCUACGGAAGAGCUCGUCUCGAAUCCCCGUACUAGCAUCAAGCCAUCACCCCAUACCGCAAGAGCAUCUCGACCGCGGAGUCCCGCUACCCCGUACUCGGAAUAACACUCUCGACAAUGGCAACGAGGACAGCAUUGUCUAUCCCAAAACCCGUAGACCUAGCGAAUCAGCGUUCCGUGAACGAGAAGUGACUCCUGACUCCGAGUCAAAGGCGGAUGUCACCACUCAGGAUAGCAACAGCACGAGCACCUCCCAUCCUUCCCCGUCCAAGGCAAAGGCGCCCUCCAAAUCCACGCCGACAGGUCGGAAGACGUCCCAGCCGCCAAACAACCGCAAAACCUCCGUCACCCAGAAGCCCAAGACACCCAACAGCAACAACACCGGCGGCAGCCCCAACAGCACCCCGAAUGGUCGCCCAGGAACACGGUCAGGCGAUAACCGACCACCCAGCGCCGCAUAUUCUGCCAUUAACAGACCCGACAGUGACCCUCCAUGGCUGGCAACGAUGUAUAAACCUGACCCUCGUCUUCCUCCUGACCAGCAGGUUAUCCCAACACAUGCGAAGCGCAUGCAACAAGAACAAUGGGAGCGAGAGGGUAAAGUCCCUGCCAUCUACGACCGGGAUUUCUCUCCUCUCACCAUCCAGACAUAUGACAGCAACGGGGCCGUCACGCCGUCACCACAGCCUACAGAGCAAGAGCAGGAGGAAAACAACCAGCAGCAAGCUCAACAAGAGCUACAGCCGCUACCUGAGACGCUAUCACCUACAAAACCGCCGUCUACUAGAGUUAAGAGUCCCGACCCCUCUGGCAACAAUGCAUCAGGGUACAAGGCUGUCCCCAACAUACACUCCACGACACCCGCGCAGCCCAGGCUGAACUCGUCUUCGGCCCCUGCUCGACCAAGGCCGAUGGACGUUGACGAGCCGCCAGUCAAGGAGAAGGGCUGCGGUUGCUGCAUUGUCAUGUAG
Trichophyton benhamiae CBS 112371 is the source of this 1767-nucleotide messenger RNA. RefSeq lists its product as uncharacterized. The transcript is spliced from 2 exons. The record is from RefSeq and is a predicted model, not a curated record. NCBI's taxonomy places the organism in Eukaryota, Fungi, Ascomycota, Eurotiomycetes, Onygenales, Arthrodermataceae. Bases 1 to 1767 code for a protein of 588 amino acids.